Parnassius apollo (apollo) is the source of this 237-nucleotide messenger RNA. Lineage: Eukaryota; Metazoa; Arthropoda; Insecta; Lepidoptera; Papilionidae. The record is from the annotation of a GenBank genome assembly.
AUGUCACAAGUUUUGUCACGGCUUUUCCUACGCAAUCUGAGAGUUUUAAAUAGAACGCCGAUAGCCGACAGAGAAAUGGAGGAAGCAGUGACCGAACCGAGAACAAGACAGACACGCACGCAAAGCCAACUAGAAACGAUAGGAGAGAAAGUACAACAGCUUCAUGCACCGUCUCAGGUUGAAGUGCACAUGCAGAUGCAAGAAGAUGUUACGAAUGAGCUUAAUGUGGAGCAAUAG